AAUUACAUAGCUAUCUCUAACAUUUACAUAGCUAUCUCUAACACUUAUCAUGUAAACACACUAUAAAAACUUGCUAAAAUUGAAGGUACAACUUUUGGAUAGUUAAUCCAAUCUUAUUAAUAAUAACAUAGAUUUAGAAGCUUCACUUGCAUAGACGAGCAGUUCCAAGUCUGAUUCUUUAGUUCUCUUCACAAUGUUAUUCUACUAACUCUGGCAUAUUUUUGAUAGUCGUCUUAAGUUCUCCCCUUAGAAACUCUUCAGUUAUCUACUUUAUAUAGGUCUAAAAGUUCAAUUUGUUACCUUUAGUAUGAGUAGACAAGACCUCAUGCUGAUGGCUUUCUGAUCCCACCUAAUUAUUAGACUUUUAACCAGUUACCAGUGCAUGGAACUUGCGAAACGUUGAUAUAUCUGAUCCUAUGUUAAUUUAGACCAUGGAAGAUUAUGUACACCGGAUUGGAAGGACUGGUCGUGCAGGAUCAACGGGCCGAGCUACUUCAUUUUACACUGAUCGUGAUAUGUAUCUUGUGGCACAAAUACGAAGAGCAAUUGCUGAUAUCGGUUCUGGUAAUGAUGUGACCUUUGCUAUGGGAAAGACUGCUAGAAGAAAGGAGAGAGAGGCUGCAGCUGCCGAAAAAGAAGCAAGGAGUACAUUGUCUAAACUCUCUUUAGUGGAGUCUGCGGUAAAUGUGGAGGAUAAAUAUAGGCACAUGAUUACCCCAGCGAUGAUCAAAAAGGAGGGAGCUGCAGAUGAUGCUUGGGAUGACUGAUGUUUGCUGUCAACAUCUUAUGUGCCUCUAUACUGAUGGAUUGAAGCAGUGGCAAGCCCGUGAAGCUACAAUGUGUGCUGCUACAAUGUUUGGGUGUGUAAAUCUGUAGUGCAAGAAACAUCUAACAUGGAAAAAAUAGAAACCAGAAAAUAUAUUAAGGAGCUGCUAGCCUCGACACCCUUUUUGUAUGUUGUAUUGGUGUUUUCACACGUGGUUCUUGUCAAUGAAGGGAACAUUGAGCACAGUUUGACAGGUAUUGAAAGUCAGGCGGGAAAUAGAGUUUCAUUUACGAGCAAAAAAAUGACUUUUGAAGUCUUAAUUCCAUUGUCUACAAUUUUGUUGUU
Nicotiana tabacum (common tobacco) is the source of this 1111-nucleotide messenger RNA. NCBI's taxonomy places the organism in Eukaryota, Viridiplantae, Streptophyta, Magnoliopsida, Solanales, Solanaceae. The record is from RefSeq and is a predicted model, not a curated record.